This is a messenger RNA of Telopea speciosissima, 699 nucleotides long. RefSeq lists its product as uncharacterized. Gene Ontology annotation, cellular component: endoplasmic reticulum; endoplasmic reticulum membrane. Gene Ontology annotation, biological process: intracellular protein transport; endoplasmic reticulum to Golgi vesicle-mediated transport. The record is from RefSeq and is a predicted model, not a curated record. The coding region runs from base 37 to 426 and encodes 129 amino acids. The transcript is spliced from 5 exons. NCBI's taxonomy places the organism in Eukaryota, Viridiplantae, Streptophyta, Magnoliopsida, Proteales, Proteaceae.
CACAAAGAGAGAGAGAGAGAUGGAAAGAGAGAGAAAAUGGCCUUACAGUGGCUUAUAUUAACGUACGUGGUGGCGGCUGAGGCAGCAGCGGCACUUCUGCUGACCGUUCCGGCACCAAAUGUCUUGAAAUCUCGCAUCGUCUCCCUCAUAUCGCUUAUCAUCCAACCCGCCAUAGGCAUCGUUCCUUUCGCCGCCUUCCAGCUCUUAGACAUCUACUGGAAGAGCGAGCACCGUUUAAUGUGCACUUCAGAGGCUUGCACUGCCACAGAGAGGGACCGAUUCGAAAAAGCUGUAUACAAAUCGCAAAAGAAUGUUAUUCUGUGUGCAUCUGCAUGCCUUCUUUAUUGGUGUGUGUACCGCAUGUGUAAAUACUACAAGGAACUUCAGAAAUUGGAGGAAGUUGUGAAGAAAUACAAGGAACAGUAGUUGGCUGUAAGAUGUGUUUUUUUUUUUAAAAAAAAAACUGAAUCCUCAGAGAUAGUCUUGUACUCUAGUUAUUACCACUUUGUAGACGCUUAUGUGGAGAUCACUAUGAUGUCAUUACGCUUAUCUUUUUCUGUAAUAGAUUCAGUUUGAGUUUGUAUCACCAAUGGAUGGGUCUUACUUCAAUGUUUCCAUUGCUACAAGUUUCAUUUCUUCUUUGAUAUAAAUCUAUACAAACGUAAUUGAAUGUAGCAAAGGAUAGCAAUUUCUCAUUUG